Messenger RNA from Lactuca sativa (garden lettuce), 902 nucleotides. RefSeq names its product putative protein ABIL1. Lineage: Eukaryota; Viridiplantae; Streptophyta; Magnoliopsida; Asterales; Asteraceae. The record is from RefSeq and is a predicted model, not a curated record.
UUCUUUAUUUAUUUCUUUAUAAACACACACAUACCCAGGUGUUUUUGUGUGUGUUUUUGCAUGUUUUUACUAUUAAUAUAACCAUUAACCAAUCAAAUGAAGAAAAAAAAACCUCAAAGAAAAUGAAGAACUCAUCCCCAUCUUCUGAAGAUCAUAAACAAACCCCACAAUCUGAAUCAGAAAACGAAACCACUUUCAAGAAAUCUCUUCAAGAGUUGAAAGAUUUGUGUUCACAGCUUCAUCAUGCAGCAGAUUCCUACCAAUCCACUUUCUUAAAUUCCAACCAAAAGCAACUAGUUGUUAAGAACACGAAGGAAUACAUACAAAGUGCCUUGGUGACUGUUGUGGAUCAUCUUGGAUCCGUUUCUGCUAAUCUUGAUCAUCAUUUGUCUAAAACUUGUUCAAUAAAUCAAACAGAAGUCAAAAUCAAUUUUUUGAAUCAAAAACUGUUGACUUGUCAAGACUAUUCUCAUAAGAUUGCUCUAGCUAAAGUUUCCUCAAGAGAGAAUCUUCUGAGAUACAAUUCUCGUUAUAUAAAACCACCUGUUUCAAAUGUUUUGAAACUAAAUCAAAGCUUCAGGGAAUCUGAGAGUCGAAUUAGUGCAAAAGAUAUAAAAGGAAACGAUGAAUUUAAGGUAGAUGAAGAAGUUCCACUUUUCUUGUACACUUGUAACAGCUACAAACCGUUGUGUUCAUCAUCGUCCAUUCGAGUUUUUCCAGUUCGAGACAGCCUAUCUGUUCAACCAAAAUCUCAAUCUUUUCAAUUACAGGACAAAAGUAAGAACAGACGGGGUGUGUUAUUCAUGAAGUCGCGACCAAAUAACGAGAUAUUAUCAGUAUGUGGAAGCCGAAGAAUAUGACUACUUUUAUUAUUAUUAUUAUUAUUAUCAUUAGCAUCAUUC